AUGUACCCUCCUCUGCGGCAGCUGAAUCGGGAGCCUUCGGCAUAUCCAUCAGAUGGCUGGGCCAGCAUCUAUGGUAGCAAUGCUCCUGUCGUGAAGAGACCGGAUCCAUUACCUCCUGUGGAGACGGCCUUCUUUUUCAAAGUGCUGGCAAAAGACCAGCAGCCAGUAUACACUCAGCCAGAUGAGAACAGCACCUGCAUCGGUCAUCGCUCGCAUGCAGAGGUGCUGCGAGUGGUUGAUUUCCGUGGCGCCUGGCUACGCCUUGCGCCGGACACUGAAGCACAGGUUGAGGAAAGGUGGGAGGGCUGGAUGCUGGCUGAAACCGCGGAGGAUACCUUGCUAGACGAGAUCGAAGAUCCAGACGAGCAUGAGAAGGAAUUUACGAAGGACCUGUUCAGGCGCAUCUGGAAAAUCAAUGACCACGUCACAACAAGGUUGCGCGACAGGACUGAACGUGCCAUGGAGUACCUCGGCGCUGGCCGUGUCCCACCGGGGAAGAAGGCACUUCUGCCAGAAGGCACGCGCUGUGUCAAUGCCUUCUGGGGUCUUGAGGCCCGAUGGAUUCCACUCGCAGACGGGGAGGAGUACUGGCCGCAAGGCUGCCUGACUUUGUCUGCUGGCUACCUGAAAUCCGGCUGGGAACAGCCUUCGGAGGAGGCAAGGAGUGGGCACUGGCGUGUCUUUGCAGCACGGCCUUUCGAGGCUCAUGAGCUUGUGGAGGUUUGUCCACUUGCAGAGGUUGAUCUGGAAACAUGCAUCGCUAGUUUCCAGUUGCGCAUGAACGUGGUGGAGACACCUGCAGACGAGGAUUCUUGUUUCACGGGCAAAACAGGACGGGUGAAGUCAUACGUGCCUUUGGGUUAUGGGAUGCUCUACCAGCAGUCCAUUGAGCUACCAGAUGUUCAGAUCAAUUGGACGCCUGUUACAAACUUCAACUGCAAAUUUGUUCCGGUUGGAAAUCACAUGUACAUCUACGCUGCUCGAAAGAUCCAGGCAGACGAAGAGCUCAUACUUGAGUACAAACGCUGCUUCCGGACGGACGAGGGCGAAUCGAUCAACUUUGAAGGCUUCACUCCGUACUGGUGCAGGCAGGAGCAUCCAGAAGCCUUCCGCAAGGCACUCACUUCACCGUGUGGGCCGCGAAAAGUCCGGCCGAUACCAGGGAGUGUCAAGUUUGGCAAGUCAAAGCUUCAUGGCCGCGGUGUGUUCGCAGAUGCUGCCUUCAAGCGUGGGGAGAUUGUUGAGAUGUGUCCUUGCCUGAUCAUUGACACGAAUGGGGCAGACUGCAUGCAGGAUCACUGUUUCCAGCUCCCUGAAGUGAAGAUUGAUGUGGAGGGUGGCAGCGUGCUGAAACGCCAGUCUCGCUACGUCCUUCCUUGUGGAUAUGGUGGCAUGUACAAUCAUUUGGAGCGUGGUCAAGGGGAAAAUGUGCAAUGGUUCUACGACGAGACCACGCAAUGUUGUGUUUGGGUGGCGCAUCCACAGGAGGGCCAGGAUGAAUUGCAGCGAAACGAGGAGCUGUGUUUCGAUUAUGGCGAGGCGUACUGGGAUGCCCCGCACCGGCGCUUCCAACGGCCUGCU
Messenger RNA from Symbiodinium pilosum, 1581 nucleotides. The record is from the annotation of a GenBank genome assembly. NCBI's taxonomy places the organism in Eukaryota, Dinophyceae, Suessiales, Symbiodiniaceae.